AUGGCGUCCUCUGGGACUCUCGGUCUGGGGUUGGCCCAAGCAAUUGGCACUUCCGGUGCAGCGUGGUUAUCAGGCAACAUCAUUGCUCUCAGUAUCAUUACCACAUCAGCUCUUUUACAAUCGCAUCGUGAAGAUAAUGUCUCUCUGGCGAUCCUCGCCAAGCAGUGGCGAAACAUGUAUGCCAAGGGCAAGGCCCAAAACCCUCCCAUCGCGGUGGCCGUCGCGGCCGCGUUCGUCUAUCUCGCUUGGUCUGCACCAUCAGGGAAACCUGUCUCCAGCCACGCGGCGCUUUCGCGCUCGGGUCUUUUCUCGGCCGCGGCGGCGAUGACGCUGGGCAUUGUGCCUUUUACCUUCGCCGCAAUGGCGGGUACCAACAACAGCCUACAGCGCCAAGCCCAGUCUGCGGUGGAAACGUCUCAGACGGAGACGAUGGGGUUGCUUGAAAGGUGGUCUACUCUCAAUCUGAUUCGAGGUUGUUUUCCCCUUGCUGGGGCGGUUCUGGGACUGAUGGCUUCAUUGAUGGAGUAA
This is a messenger RNA of Penicillium oxalicum, 528 nucleotides long. Its product is annotated as anthrone oxygenase family protein. NCBI's taxonomy places the organism in Eukaryota, Fungi, Ascomycota, Eurotiomycetes, Eurotiales, Aspergillaceae. The record is from RefSeq and is a predicted model, not a curated record. The transcript is spliced from 2 exons. Bases 1 to 528 code for a protein of 175 amino acids.